CGGCCCACCCGGCCCUACAGCGACGGCCCCGGUGGCAGCGGCCAGUACACCCACAAGAUCUACCACGUGGGCUCCCACAUCCCCAGCUGGUUUCGGGCGCUGCUCCCUAAGGCUGCGCUGCAGGUGGAAGAGGAAUCCUGGAACGCCUAUCCCUACACCCGCACCAGGUACACCUGCCCCUUCGUGGAGAAGUUCUCCAUCGAGAUCGAGACGUACUACCGGCCGGACGCGGGCCAGCAGACCAACGUCUUCAACCUGAGCGCGGCUGAGAAGAGGCAGAGGAUUUUGGCCCGCGGCUCCGAGAACAGCGCUGAAGAGGAGUUUUUCGAUGCCCACGAGGACCUGUCCGACAGCGACGAGGUCUUUGCGAAGGAGAUGACGAAGUGGAGCUCCAACGACUUCUUGGACACGCUGGGGCGGCCGGCGGAGCUGGACGAGGCACUGGGGGACGGAGCCAGCACCACCAAGGCGGAUGGUGAAGGAUUGGGGGUGUCCAGCUUCCCCGAGGGCGGCUCGGUGGAGAGCGCGGCGCAGGCGUGCCGGAUCCACGCCCUCUUCCUCAUCCUCCACAGCGGCAACAUCCUCGACCAGGGAGCGGGCGAGCCGGGCUCCAAACAAGCGGAUGUGCAGACGCUGGCGGCCACCUUCGACGCCGUCACCCGCGUCCACUUCCCCGAGGCACUGGGACAUGUGGCGCUGCGCCUGGUGCCCUGCCCGCCCAUCUGCGCCGCUGCCUACGCCCUCGUCUCCAAGUAUGGAUGGCAGCGCCGUGUGCCGGGGCCGCGUACCGUGCCGCGGGGAGAGAAAGGGGUUGCACCCCUGGAAAACCACCCUAGAGCUGUGGGAGGGGACCGGGGAGGCGGUGGCCUCGGAGAGGGGAUUUUCCUUCUCCUGAGCACGGAGCCCAUCUCCCCCGAGCUGUGCGGCGGCCGGGACCCGCUGGCCGACGGGGCGGACGGAGCAGCGGGGUCGAGCCAGGCCAGCCCUGAGCCGGGGGCACAGCUGCCCUGCCGGGAGCAGGGGGACAGCCACCAUCACAGCUCCUCGUGCAGCCUGCAGGCCAGCGAGGCCCCGCUGGAGGCAGAGGCACCGCGGAGCGGCACCACAGCACUGGAUGGGGCAGAGGGCACCGGCACCCGUCUCGACUUUAAGGUAUCCGGCUUCUUCCUCUUUGGCUCCCCGCUGGGGCUGGUGCUCGCGCUGCGCAAGACCGUCAUGCCCGCUCUGGAUGUGGCCCAGCUGCGUCCCGCCUGCGAGCAGAUCUACAACCUCUUCCACGCUGCCGACCCCUGCGCCUCUCGCCUGGAGCCCCUCCUGGCCAAGGCCUUCCACGCCGUCCCGCCGCUCAGCGUGCCCCGCUACCAGAAGUACCCCCUGGGUGACGGCACCUCCUCCCUGCUGGCGGAGGCCCUGCAGAUGCACUCUGCCCUGUUCCUGCCCGAGGUGGACGUGGCUGCCCCCCCUACCCCCACCGGCAGCUUCGGAGGUUUCUGGAGGGGCAGCGAGCAGGGAGACCCCCCCACUCCCGCCAGCACCAGCGAAGUCGUCAAGAUCCUGGAGCGCUGGUGGGGCCCGAAGCGCAUCGACUACUCGCUGUACUGCCCCGACGCCCUGACCGCCUUCCCCACCAUCACCCUGCCCCACCUCUUCCACGCCAGCUACUGGGAGUCCUCCGACGUGGUGGCCUUCAUCCUGCGCCAGGUGAUGGAGAAGGAGGGGCCGCAGCCGGCGGAGAGCGAGGAGAGCUCUAUCUACAGCCCUGCGAUCCCCCGGGAGAAGUGGCAGCGCAAGCGCACCCAAGUGAAGAUCCGGAACGUGACGGCCAACCACCGGGCCAGCGACGUGAUCGUGUGCGAGGGCAAAGCGCAGGUCCUCAGCGGGCGCUUCAUGUACGGACCCCUGGACGUGGUGACGCUGACCGGGGAGAAGGUGGACAUCUACAUCAUGACGCAGCCACUGUCAGGGAAGUGGCUGUACUAUGGCACCGAGGUGACGAGCGGCAGCGGGCGCCUGACCUUCACCAUCCCUCCGGACAAGGCUCUGGCCAUCGGCAUCUACCCCGUGCGCAUGGUGGUCAGGGGGGACCACAGCUACGCCGAGGCGUACCUGACGGUGGUGGCCCGGGGCACCGAGUCGGUCGUGUUCAGCAUCGAUGGCUCCUUCACCGCCAGCGUCUCCAUCAUGGGCAGCGAUCCCAAAGUGCGGGCAGGGGCUGUCGAUGUCGUACGGCACUGGCAGGACUCGGGCUACAUGAUCAUCUACGUGACGGGGCGCCCCGACAUGCAGAAGCACCGCGUGGUGGCCUGGCUCUCCCAGCACAACUUCCCCCACGGCGCCGUCUCCUUCUGCGACGGGCUCACCCACGACCCGCUGCGCCAGAAAGCCGCCUUCCUCCAGAGCCUGCGCACCGAGGCAGAGAUCACCAUCGUCGCCGGCUACGGCUCCACCAAGGACGUCUCCGUCUACAGCUCGCUGGGGCUGGCGCCAGCGCACAUCUACAUCGUGGGCCGGGCCGUCAAGAAGUUCCACAACCAGUGCCAGUUCCUGUCAGAGGGCUACGUAGCCCACCUGGCCCAGCUGGAAGCAGUGGCCCUGGCCCACUCCCCCAAGGGACCCCCGCGUCCCGUGCUGGGCAAAGGCACCUACGGCUGCCCGGCGCCCGUCGACUUCCUACGCAAGCAGAGCCAGCUCCUGCGGUCGCGGGGCUCCAGCCAGGCAGAGCGGGACGGGGGGCCCCCGCCGGCACCCCCUGGGCUGCCCCGGGCCAAGCCCCGCAGCGUCAGCCUCAAGCUGGAGGGUGAGGAGUGA
This is a messenger RNA of Nipponia nippon (crested ibis), 2808 nucleotides long. NCBI's taxonomy places the organism in Eukaryota, Metazoa, Chordata, Aves, Pelecaniformes, Threskiornithidae. The record is from RefSeq and is a predicted model, not a curated record.